Messenger RNA from Eruca vesicaria subsp. sativa (arugula), 1023 nucleotides. Lineage: Eukaryota; Viridiplantae; Streptophyta; Magnoliopsida; Brassicales; Brassicaceae. The record is from the annotation of a GenBank genome assembly.
AACAACUCUAAGAACAAAGAAAACAUUUUGAGGCUAAAAUAUACUAAAUUGAAAAUGGCAUUCUCCAAGAGACUCGUAUUCGUGAUGAUCUUUACAGUUUUGGCUUUAGUUAAGCUCUCAGAAGCAGCUCUUGAUGCUCACUACUAUGACGGAUCUUGCCCUGUUGCCGAUAAAAUCAUACUUGAAAGUGUUAAGAAGGCUAUCUUGCAUGAUCCCAAAGUACCUGCUCGUCUACUCAGAAUGUUCUUCCACGAUUGCUUCAUCAGAGGUUGUGAUGCUUCUAUUCUACUAGAUUCGACCAACUCAAAGCAAGCUGAGAAGGACGGCCCACCAAACAUUUCGGUACGAUCAUUUUACGUUAUUGUGGAUGCUAAGACAAAACUUGAAAAGGUUUGCCCCGGUACUGUGUCUUCUGCCGACGUGAUCGCCAUCGCAGCUAGAGAUGUGGUCACCCUGUCCGGUGGUCCUUAUUGGAGCGUGCUGAAAGGGCGAAAAGAUGGUCGAACUUCGCGAGCCAAUGAGACAAUCAAUCUACCGGGACCAACGUUCAACGUGUCUCAACUGAUCCAAAGCUUUGCAGCAAGAGGCUUGUCAGUGAAAGACAUGGUUACACUCUCCGGCGGCCACACAAUAGGAUUCUCUCAUUGUUCUUCUUUCGAGGCCCGUCUUCAUAACUUCAGCAAGUUCCAUGACGUUGAUCCAUCCAUGAACUUUGCAUUUGCGCAAAGCCUAAAGAAGAAAUGCCCGAGAUCUAACAACCGAGGCAAGAAUGCAGGGACUGUCUUGGACUCGACAACCGCGGUUUUUGAUAAUGACUACUACAAGCAGAUUCUAUCUGGAAAAGGUGUGUUUGGGUCUGAUCAGGCGCUUCUAGGAGAUAACCGGACUAAGUGGAUCGUUGAAACAUAUGCUCGAGACCAGAAGGCCUUCUUCAGAGAGUUUGCAAUUUCCAUGGUGAAACUUGGGAACUUUGGUGUCAAGGAGACGGGAGAAGUGAGAGUCAAUCCUCGCAUCGUCAAUUAA